AUGAAGCUACUGCUGGUGGUGGUGGCUGCGUGCGUGGCCGCGGCAGCCGGCAACCCGACGUCCGAGGCAACCAAGCCCGUCGUCUGGACUGGCGGCGAGUUCAACUGGCCGUGCUCCUCGACCAAGAAGAUCUUCCAGCAGACGGGCCGCUACAUCUCCAAGAACGUGAUCGCGACGCGCACAGCCAUCUACAAGGACGACGCCAUCCUGGCGCUGCCGCGCUUCAAGCAGGGCAUCCCAGUCACGCUGGCCCGCGUCUCGCUCAAGAGCCGCGGCAGCCAGGCCGUGCUGGACCCCUUCCCCUGCUGGAGCCUCCAGGAAGAGGGCAACUGCAAGGCCCUCCAGUCCGUCGUCGACCUGUUCCUCGACGCGCAGGACAUUCUCUGGGUGCUCGACGUCGGCAUCGUCAACACGCUGGAGACUCCGGUGCGCCGCUGCCCGCCCAAGAUCGUCGCCAUCAACGUGAAGACCGGCAAGGUGGUGAAGGUGAUCGACCUGUCGGGGCUGGUGUGCUCGGCCAGCCGGCUGCAGUACCUCGUGGUGGACUACUCCGCCGACGGCCGCUGCUUCGUGUACGUCAGCGACGCUGCCACGCGCGCCAUCCUGGUCUACGACGUGACCGGCAGUCGCGGCUACCGCGUGGUGCUCCCCAAGGCCGUGAGCCACGGCUGCGCGCGCCGUGACGUGCUGUACCUGGCCCUGGUGCGCAAACCCUGCGGCACCACCAUCCUCUUCUUCACCUACCUGUCCUCCAGCCGGCUGUUCGCCAUCAAGACCGAGUACCUGCGCCGCGGGUCCGCCUCCGGGCGCGUCCAGGACGUCGGUGUCAAGCCGGGCAAGCUGGUCAUCCUGGGAACGGACAACGGACGCGCCAUCUUCUUCCGCUUCGAGGCGCAGAGCGAGAUCUACAGGUGGGACUCGGAUACGGCGUUCAAGCGCGAGAACCUGGUGCUGGUGUACCGGUCGGGCACCUGCGAGCUGGCCACGCACGUCGCCGCCGACUACAAGCGCGGGCGCAUGCGCGUUCUGGAGAGCAACUUCCCGGACUACGUGCAGGGCACCGUCGGCUGCGGGCCCAACCACGCCCUCUCCCUCAUGCAGGGCUGCCACUAA
Schistocerca serialis cubense is the source of this 1113-nucleotide messenger RNA. RefSeq names its product major royal jelly protein 5 (gene yellow-g2). Gene Ontology annotation, cellular component: extracellular region. NCBI's taxonomy places the organism in Eukaryota, Metazoa, Arthropoda, Insecta, Orthoptera, Acrididae. The coding region runs from base 1 to 1113 and encodes 370 amino acids. The transcript has a single exon. The record is from RefSeq and is a predicted model, not a curated record.